GGAACUACAACUCCCAGGGAGACCCGGAAGCAGCCUUGGCAACGGAGCGGUCUUUCCAGCUUUGCCUUUGUCCGGGCCUGAACCUGGAAAAUGCUGCUGGCGCCCCAGGAUAUGUCCUCUUCAAGGAAGAGGACGGGGCCGAAUCGCUGGAAACAAUUUACCAGGAAGCCGAGUCCCAAGCCUGCCUUUGACCCUGACAAUGUGGAACACUGGAUUAAGAGGGUGGAGAAAGCCUCAGAAUUUGCAGUUUCAAAAGCAUUCUCUGCUAGAAAUUCUGAUUUAUCCAGAAGGCUUUGGAGCCAUAUCAUAGAUUUAGAAACACCUGAGCAAAUAGAGGAUCAUGAUGAAGUCUAUGCAGAAGCUCAGGAGCUAGUCAACGACUGGUUAGACACCAAACUUAAGCAAGAACUAGCAAGUGAUGGUGAAGAUGCUAAAGACACGGUAUCAAAUAUCCCUUCUGUGCCGGAAGCCACUGGGCAUUCGAAAUAUGACAGGUUUGAUGAGUUAUGUGGCUAUUUGGAGGAAGAAGAGGAAAGUACCACUGUUCAAAAAUUUAUAGACCAUCUGCUCCAUAAAGAAGUGGUGGAUUCUGGAAUGUUGGAAGAUCUUGGAAUGAAUGGAAACCAAGACAAGCAGCAGCAGAAGGAUCCUCGCCUUACCAUGGAGAUGAGACAUAAGCAGGUAAAAGAAAAUCGCCUAAGACGUGAGAAAGAACUAGAGCGCCAGAGAAUUGAAAAGACCCUGAAAAAAUCAGCGUUGUUAGAGGCUCAGUAUUUGGUGCAAGAAGAGAAGAGAAAGAAGGCUCUGGAGGCCAAGAAAGAGGAGGAGGAGAUUCAAAGGGAGAUGGUAAAGCUGCGGAGGGAGAUAAUUGAGAGGAGACGCACUGUGGAAGAAGCAUGGAAAAUAGAGAAGAAAAAGCAGGAAGAAAAUUCUCAAAACAAUACAGAAGAAAGCAUCUUUCAAAGUGAUCAUAUUCUGGAUGAAGAAAAAAUGGCGAAAGAAAGAAAGAAGAAACUGAAAGAGUUAUUAAUCCAGACUUUCAAGGAAAAUCAUCAGUGUCAAAAACGGUAUUUCUCUGCCUGGCACAAGCUGAUCCUUGAUCAUAGGAUCAAGCUGGGAAAAGCUGGGACCCUGUCUGACUGGAAGUUUCAACUGAAAGUCCUGCGGGCCUGGAGAGACUACACAAGAUCCCAGAAGUUGGCACGGGAGACUCAAGCCAUGGAAAAUUACCUUAGGGAAGAAAACAGAAAACAACAACUGGCCACUGAAUAUAACCGGAAACAAGUUCUCCGACACCACUUUACAGAAUGGCAGCAUUGGCAUCGUGCAGAGAUCCUAAAGAGAGAGCUGGCGCAAACUAAGAAGGAAACCAGGAAGAGAAUGAAUGAGCUGCUGAUGGCAGCAUCACUAGGGAAACUCAGUGCAAAUGGGUCACCUGGCAUCAGUCUACUUGAGGAAGCAGCAGCCAUGGUGGAUGCACCUGUAAGAAAUGGAGAGGUGACUGGUGGGCCGCCUUUGUGGGAAAAGCCUCCCUCAGGGAGCAGUGAUUGCAUGCCCAGCCCCCACCUAGGAAGACCAACAAAGAGCAGCUUGCAUUUUCCCUUCCAGCAUGUCCCUUUGAACACAUAUGACAAUAAGCAGCACGAGACUCAGGAUGUUGAGCCGUCCCAACAGCCUGGCAGCAACAAGAUCAUCAGAACCACCAGCCAGAAAGCAGAAUCCAUGUGCAUGGGUCAUUUCCAUAACUGCCAUGUCUUCCAGCAACAAUUGAUUGAAAAGCAAAAGAAGAAACUUCAGGAACAGCAGAAAACAAUUCUAGAGCUGAAGGAAAGCCAGCGGUUAGCAGAGGCUCGGUGGGCAGCAGAGAGGGCUGCAGCAGUCACAGAUGCACAGAGCUGCCAGCUGUCAAACCCCAGAGGAAAAGAACCUAAAAGAACCUGCCAGGUGCUUCCAAACUCACCUGUUGCUUCCCCUGGAACUGAUGGUAGUAGAAGUGACUCCCAAAAUUCUCUCUCUGGAGCCAGAAGGAACCCAAGGCAGCUGAUGGCACCCCACCCCAUACUGAAAGCCAUGGAAGAGAGAGCAGUUCAGCGAGCUGAACGUAGGCGGAUCUUGGCAGAGAGGAAGAAAAAACAAGAAGAGGAGAAAUUGGCCCAGUUAAAGGCCCAAGAGGAGGACCGUCAGAAGAGGGAAGCAGAAGAAAAGGAAGCUCAGCUUAAGAAAAAACAAGAAGAGAAGAGACUGCAGAAAAUGAAAGAACUAGAGAAGCAGAAGAGAAUUAAGAGGAACCAACAGCUGGAAUCAGCAGCUAAAGAACAUUAUGAAAGAGUGUUGCUAAGAAAAAAAGGCAUGGAGCCUUGGAAAAGAUUGAGAAUGCAAAGCAAGCAAAACAUUCAGGUGGCAGAAGAACAUCACUCUUUGGCUCUACAGAGGAAAUGCCUGUUGUCUUGGCUCCAGUAUAGUCAGGAAAGCCUGGCUAGGAAGACAGCCUGGGCUGAUCAAUUUUAUUGCCAGAUACUGCUUAGGAGAGUUAUCCGGAGCUGGCUACAGUACAUGACCGAACUGGAGGAAGACAUACGAAAACUGUGUGUACAUUUUCUUCAGAAGAAGAUGUUCAGGGCCUGGUUUAACAUGGUCAGGGAGGCCAAGACUGAUUCCCAGAGCAAGCACAAGAUUGCGGUGGAACAUAGUGACAGGAGGAUUCUCUGGAUCACAUUUCAGACGUGGAAGAAGUUUGCAAACUCUAUGAAAGAGGAAAGAAUAAAAGAAGAAAGGCGAAAGCAACUCCGCAGGAAGGUAGCUGAAAUUCUCCCGGACUUCCAGAUGCCCGCACCACCGUGACUCCCGUGGCAGCAGCAGACGCAGGCCCUCGUGUCCCAGGAGUCCUUGGGGGACGGUGUGCACGUGCAGUGCGGCAUGUGGGAUGGCCAUCCGCACAUACGUGCAUAUGCCUGCUUUGUGUUCUGUCAAAUACUUCUUGGACUGGAGGAAUUAUCUGGGGAAUUUUCACUUCCUUCUUUGACUCUUCUUGGAUUGCUAAUUCAUUAAAGCAUUUAUCACAGCAGGAGCAUUCAGAAGAACAGUCUAAAGCUCAACUGUUCAAAUGUAUCCUAUAUAUUUUUAGCAUCAUAAACUUUAAAAGGGGACAAGUGUUUGCUUGCCUGAGUCUUUGAAGGAAAACGUGUCCUUAUGGUUUAACAUUGGUCGUUGACAAAUGUACCUUCGAUAGAAUUGAAAGGUAGCGAGUAUUUGGAAAAGGAGUCACAGGUGCUCAGUUAUCUAGAAGGUCAGCAUCAGCAAUAGACAUGCUGCAAGGCCCCAUCCUUCUGCCCACCCCUGAUGGAAGAGCACGUAUCAGAUGGACUUCCAUGCAGCUGUGGCAAAGGGCCGGCAGCGGACCCUCAUUUCAGAGAAACUGCGGCAUCGGAGAUCCCUCCUUUUGGAGCAUCCUGACCAGCGUGAAGGGGAUUCCAAAAGCCGACAGCUCCAUCAGAAGCAGUCUGGAAGUUCGUUAACGUGUGUGUUCAUGCUCACAGCUGCGGCUUCUAGGUAAUACACCCGGUCUGUCUUCUAGUCUUCAGCUCAGUUUGAUCCAUGUACGGAGAUACUUCUCUCUGAUUCAAAGAAGGAUUUACCUUUAAGGUGCAGAAGACUAUAAACACUGAAAAAUGCUCUCCUGUGGACUGUCUGAAUUACAUGCUAGAAAAAAACACUUCCUCACAAACAACAGGUUUACUGUAACAAAUCUAAGUAUAAUAGAGAAGGGCACCCAGUAAAACCAGAAGGCCCCUUGCAGCUCCGAGGUCACUACUGUUGUUUGGUAACUGGAAAUUUUAAGCUGGUAAAAUAAAACCGCGUUUGCUGUUCAAGAAACCGCUGUUGUCUCUCGCUCCCUAGAAGGGACGUGCUGCACAGCCACCCCCAUCCUUUGUCUCCGGAACACAUGUGAGGAUUUACUCAGAACUGACAAAACGCCCUCGACCGAACUUUAUUUCUUCUACAGAGUCCCUGUCCCCAUGCAUCCUUUCCUUUCAUGUGAGUAUCCAGGUGUCAGCUAAAAACUCUUUUUAAGACCAAUAGGCACCAAAGAAAGUGGGACUGAAACGAA
Panthera uncia (snow leopard) is the source of this 4108-nucleotide messenger RNA. RefSeq names its product coiled-coil domain containing 191 (gene CCDC191). The transcript is spliced from 17 exons. Gene Ontology annotation, molecular function: phosphatase binding. NCBI's taxonomy places the organism in Eukaryota, Metazoa, Chordata, Mammalia, Carnivora, Felidae. Bases 91 to 2841 code for a protein of 916 amino acids. The record is from RefSeq and is a predicted model, not a curated record.